Molecule: messenger RNA, 3072 nt
Organism: Solea senegalensis (Senegalese sole)
Lineage: Eukaryota; Metazoa; Chordata; Actinopteri; Pleuronectiformes; Soleidae
Gene: sac3d1
Product: SAC3 domain containing 1
Exons: 3
Coding region: 520-1806 (428 amino acids)
Biological process (GO): spindle assembly; centrosome duplication
Cellular component (GO): nucleus; centrosome; spindle
Source: RefSeq, a predicted model, not a curated record
ACAAACACGGGUUUUGAUUUAAAUAAUUUGGGAUUGGCAUUUGCUAGAAACAUUAUUUAAAACCAGUUACUUGGUCAUACAACAUAUAGAGCGAUACACGCUCUAUUAUAAAACGUACGUAUUGUUUGUUCGGAGGCGCGCCGUUGUUGCUUGAUUUGUCGUUAGCUAACUAGCUAACUUUCUUUCGCUGGGUGGUUAGCAUUGUUGUCCACUGCACAACAACUGCACUGUCAGCGGUUUAGUUAUACGUCAAAAAUAAAAAGUAGCGUUGUAUUUAUACAGCAUGUGAAAACAUGAGUGUUGCAAUGGCAGCACGAGUGUUACAAUGACUCAUGUUGUGACCAGAUAUUGAAAUGUAGCACUGAGCAUAAUGGUUUUAAAAGGUUUAUUUUUUUAUUGAACAAAAACCUAUACCGUUUUAAAUGUGAGUCAUACAAUAAAGAGGCCUGGGAACGUGUUUCUUUAAACCCCGUAGGAAAGGGUGACCUUUACUCAUCACUGCACAUUUGUUUGUGUGACAUGUGUAAGUUUGUCAUGUCCUUAUUGGAGCCAGAAUGGGAGAUGCUGCUGUUCUUGCCCUUUUGUUACGUAUCUCUGUUUUCUAUCAAAUCACACAUUCAGCUGCCAAUAAUCUCCUCAAACAGCUCUCACUCACAGAGGAGACAUGCACCUACAGGAGAGUGGAGGCAGAGGAAUCAGGAGCAAUGGCGAGGAGAAGACAGAGGAUCAGUGAGACAGGAGGAGGGUGAGAUUCCUGAACAACAGAGUAAAGGGGCAGUGCCCAGAGGGACCUGCCCGACCAUGUGUCCUGCUCAUGAGCUGCAGGCCCGAGAGAAGCAGAAUCGCCUUCACCGUUUUGAGAUUUUAGCAGGAACUGAAAGAUAUAAACGGCCCACUGGCGAUCCCUUACGUGCUGUCAAGGAGUAUUCUAGACCAGCAGCUGGGAAAGAUGCAACAAACCCCAUUGAGCUACGUCCACCUGCAGUCUUGCGGAAAACUGUAUGUUACCUUAUUGAUGAAAUCGCUGCUUCCCCAAACCUGCAUCCUUGGACGGAGGUGUACAGCUUUGUUUUUGAUCGGCUGCGUAGUGUGAAGCAGGACAUGAUCAUCCAGAGGGUGUCUGGUUUGGACUGUGUUUCUAUUUUGGAGAAGACCGUACGUUUCCUCAUCUACGCCUCUUUUCGUCUUUGUGGUGAACCGCUGCGGCUCUAUGACCCACGUAUUAAUGACACACACCUGCAGGAAAAUCUGAGCUGGCUUUUUGAUUGCUAUGAAGCAAGGACAGAAUUGCAUCCCAAUGAGGAAGAGUUUCAAGCUCUUGGUCUUCUUUACAACUUGGGGUCAACUCUUGCAACACAACAUAUCGUGACACUCCCGAAGCAGCUCCGCAGCACUCCUGCUAUCAAGCUUGCACUUUCCAUCAACCGGGCUUUUCUGGAGCGAAACCCUGUACGUUUGCUUCGAUUGACUCAGAAGUUGAACUUCCUGCAGUGCUGUGCUCUCCACCGACACCUGGUGACCUGUCGAAGAGAUCUGCUGCACAUAUUCAGCCAUGGAUACAGCAGCCGCAACUGUCACUUUCCUCUUGACAGGCUAGCCCAGCUCUUGUUCUUAGACAAGUCACUUACAGCCCAACUCUGUCUGGAUUAUGGAGUGGAGGUUUCCCAAGGCAAUCAUGUGAUUUUCUCAAAGGCUGCUUUCACUGAGCCUGAACAAGGCAAAGUGCGCUGUAAACUGUAUCACAGCAUAGUAGCGGAGAAAAACAAAGACCUCACUGUUGGAAGUAUCAUUAAUGGUUUCGACUGAGACGAAUGGAAGAUACUUUUUAAUACAAAUAAUGCUUUUGAUAUUGAAUUUCAUUGUGGAUUUGAUUGUUGACUUCUGUGCCACUAGCAUGGUUUAGGACGUGUCCAACAAUGCUUCUGUGGUGCAGCUAUUUUGUUAUUAAACGGACUGUUAUUCUAUUCUUGUUGAAUUUGAGCCUUAAAGCAUCAUUUUACAGUUGCUUGACACCAGUACGUUUUACCACAAACAUUUCUCAGAUUAUACAGGUCACAAGUCUAGCAUUACUGUCAGAGGUUAUUGUUGGGUCAAGGGAUUAUCAUACUCAGAAAGGCUGAAUGAUGAAAAAGUUCCCUCCUGGUUCUUGAUAUCUCCUUAAAUCCCCAAUUCCCCAUGAACUCUGUGCGGAAAUGCAGGUAUGUGGAUAGUUUUUUUAUGAUGUGACUGUUUUCAGGUUAAAUUCUUAGUGUUUAAAUGUAUAAAGCAACACUGUUACCUUUGCAGGUUACGUUAUCACUGUAGCAAACCAGCCGUGAUGGAAUUACAUUUUACAUGACUACCAAGUAUUGUUUUGUUGGUUGUUGAUACAUUAUUUAUUUUUCGGUUCACAAAGGCAAAUCUAAUAACGCACUCGAAAUUGUGAACCAUAGUCAUGUGAUCCACUCAGCUGUUUGUCAGAUGUGAAGAGUGUAGGUUAAUGUUCAUCUGUUCUGAUGCGGGUGUAGAUGAGAACUUUGAGGCUGUAGCCAUCACGUCCAGCGAAACGCUCGAUAGUUCACUUGCAAGCGUUCACACCAAUCCAAUCGACUAAACCAGGCUGGUGAGAUUAUACUCUUAGUGACCUCUAAAGGCGAAGCUGGAGAUUGUUAUAAAUUGAGGACUCUUGCACUGACUCUGCCCUUUCCCAAGAGCCUUUUCAUACCAGGAAAGAUGGCAUUUUCAUAUGUAUGAUAUGCAAGUUUCCACAAAAGAUAAAAUCCAUGCUCUGGCUGGUUUGUCCGUUUGGGCUGGUGUAGAUAGAGCGGCCUCUGUUAGAGCAAAACCCUUACCUCAAUACAGCAUAAAAGUUUUAUUUUAAGGCUAUUUAAAGGGCAUUACUAAAAUGGGUAGGAUAUUCAAUAUCAUAUAAACCCUGGUAAACGUUACACAUAAAAUUGCACAGUGAUGCUUUAAUGUCUGACUUUUAUUUUUUCUGAAAAAACUUAAUGGAAAGUCUAAUGUAUAACAGUGUUGAUUUAUUAUGACAAAUGGAGUACCUCAGAAACUUCAAUAAAGUGCUACGUAAAAGAA